AUGAACCACGGUCCUCAAGAUAUGUAUUAUCCUCCACACAUGUCGGCUGGACAACCUCCGCCACCUCAGACUGCUACAUCAGGUGCAUUGAGUCAAUAUCCUCAACAUCAGCCACCACUGCUUCAGCCUGGUCCUGCACAUUACUCACCGGCGCAACAGGCUCCAUAUGGCCAAUAUUACGGCAAUGGACUUCAAUCUCCACAGUCAGCUCAAAUUCCGGGGUCAAUGGGUGGCCAAGGUAACGUUCUACCACUUCCAGCAAUGACCACUCAACCUGGGAUGCCAAGCCAAGGUUAUGGUGGACCACAACAAUUUGACCAAACGGGCCAAGUUGCUCCACCUGGAAUGAAGCCCAGAGUGACAGCAACUCUUUGGGAAGAUGAAGGCAGUUUGUGUUUCCAAGUAGAGGCAAAAGGCGUUUGUGUUGCUAGACGUGAAGACAACCACAUGAUUAAUGGCACAAAAUUAUUGAACGUUGCGGGUAUGACUCGCGGAAGACGAGACGGCAUUCUGAAAAGCGAGAAAAUGAGACAUGUUGUGAAGAUUGGUCCUAUGCAUCUAAAGGGUGUUUGGAUUCCUUUCGAGCGUGCGUUGGAUUUUGCAAACAAGGAAAAAAUCACGGAAUUAUUGUAUCCAUUAUUUGUUCACAACAUCGGUGCUCUUUUGUACCACCCAACGAAUCAGACGCGAACGAACGCAGUCAUGGCAGCCGCAGAGCGUCGAAAGAAUGAGCAAAACCAAAUGCGGAAUCCUCAAGCACCUGGUUUGCCUUCAUUACACCAACAUCACCAUCACUCAAUGACUAACUCAAUUGGCGCUCCUCUUCCAGGUCCUCAACACUCCCUCGCACCUCAUCCAAAUGUUGGUCGACCUGCUCUCGAAAGAUCACACACGUUCCCUACGCCUCCCACGAGUGCGUCCAGCGUAAUGGGUAGCAUGGAUAAUUCUAAUGGCAACUUCCAAUGGCCUGGGCAAUCUAUGGGCAAUGUGCAAGGUACCAAUCCCCUGUCUAUUGACACAGGAUUAAGUAAUGCUCGCUCAAUGCCAACCACUCCAGCUACUACCCCUCCAGGAACGUCGGUCCAAUCGAUGCAACAGUAUCAACAGACUCAACAACCUUAUGACUCAAGACAGAUGUAUUCUCAAGCACCUCCGCCUCAAAACGCUUACGCACAAGCCCCGCCUCCUCAGCAAAGCAUGCCUCAAUACUCGCAACAGCCAAAUUCAUACAUCAAGAACGAGAUGGGACCACCAUUAGCGAGAGCACCAGAUGCUGAACCUCAACAUCAUGAACCCAAGGACUCGAAUGGAAUGAUUCACCAUCAAGGAAACGGUCAAGUUGAAGAAGAACAUGAUCAAGAUCAUGAUGGUGGUGAAUACACUCAUGAUAGCCAGGGCAAUUACGACUCAAGUCGUCGGCCAUACAAUUAUUCAAAUGGUCCCGCUGUAGGAUCAAUAACAGGUGAACAUACUCAUUUGUCACCCGAGAUGACUGGCUCACCAAAUCAUCCAGCUUCCGGUCGAGCGACUCCUAGAACCGCGUCAGCACCACAGUCAUACUAUGCUCAACAGCAAGGUGGCUACAGUACCCCUCCGCGAAUCCAACCACCUUCGAGUAAUUUGUACAAUGUAGUGAGCCAAGAACGUGGAACAGCUAAUGGAAGUACAGGUGGUGAUGUGUACGCGCCACAAUCAGAUCUCGGAUCUUCAAUGUCUAAUGGUUAUGCUGGCCAGCAAAACAUCAUGAAUGGAGCCCAAACGAAUAACAAACGUGGCAGAGAUGAUGAUGAGGAUGGUCGACCAUCAAGUAGAGGUCCAGGAAUGGCUGAUGCUGAUGGUUUGAAGAGACGGAAAACAAUUCGUGAGGGAUCCGUUUCUGGUCCAUCUUACAACCCAGGGCUAAACCGAGCUCAAUCAACCAUUACACAACGACGCCGGUAA
Sclerotinia sclerotiorum 1980 UF-70 is the source of this 1941-nucleotide messenger RNA. RefSeq lists its product as hypothetical. The transcript has 3 exons. Gene Ontology annotation, cellular component: nucleus. Gene Ontology annotation, biological process: positive regulation of transcription by RNA polymerase II. The coding region runs from base 1 to 1941 and encodes 646 amino acids. Gene Ontology annotation, molecular function: DNA-binding transcription factor activity; sequence-specific DNA binding. The record is from RefSeq and is a predicted model, not a curated record. Lineage: Eukaryota; Fungi; Ascomycota; Leotiomycetes; Helotiales; Sclerotiniaceae.